Carassius carassius (crucian carp) is the source of this 6190-nucleotide messenger RNA. RefSeq names its product neuron navigator 1b (gene nav1b). Gene Ontology annotation, biological process: nervous system development; microtubule bundle formation; neuron migration. Gene Ontology annotation, molecular function: ATP hydrolysis activity. Gene Ontology annotation, cellular component: axon initial segment; microtubule cytoskeleton. Bases 359 to 5923 code for a protein of 1854 amino acids. The record is from RefSeq and is a predicted model, not a curated record. Lineage: Eukaryota; Metazoa; Chordata; Actinopteri; Cypriniformes; Cyprinidae. The transcript is spliced from 31 exons.
AUGGUAGUUUGGUGUAAUGUAAUGCUGUAUGCUUUCAUGGGACACGUCCUCAAGAGACCGCCUUUGGCAUGAUGUCAUGAAAAACAUAAACAUGAGUUGCUGGCGUGUGUUUGGGUUUGAGGAAACACUGUGUCAGUGUGUCUCACGCUGAGGGGAGGGAGAGCAAACGUCUCCUGCUCUCUGUUUGUCUUGCUCAUUGGCUCGAAACGUGUCCUCACUGUCUGCUCUUUAUGUCCAGAUGUCUUGAGUCUCCGCCUUCCCUUGAGAUUCUGCAGACAGCAGUAAAGGUUAUCACAGGGAUUCUGGAUUUCAAUGCAACUCCCAACAAGAGAGCUUGAUCUCGUGAUCUUCUUGGACCAUGAGUGGUGUUGUGAACCUGAAGACGGUGUCUCAGAGCGGCUCUGGUAUUCCUCUGCCCCGGAGCCUCUCCAAACAGGACACCAGAGUCUUGAGGGGCGCUUUACUGGGUCCAGUCGCCCAAAACCAGCUGUCUGGACGAACAUCCACGUUAUCUUCCUCAGCCUUAUCCAUAUCAUCUCUAUCAAUCUCAAAGGAGUUACUUCGAGGGUCUUCACAGGGAACACAUGGGACGUCCGGUGGCACAAAAAGGCCCUCUUUUGCUCCCCGUUCAGCCCACAGCAGCCCACAUGUGCCCAGACGAGAGAUGAUCCCAUUCAAAAACAGCCUCCGGAGGAGCUCGUUGUCUCAGGAUGGAUCCAGAGACCUAGAGAGACACUCCAACAAGAACUGGAGAUCUGGCCAUCAUCACUUCAGGAGUCUAGACAAUGAGGUUGUUGAAUCUCCUCGAGAGCAACAGACGGGUCAAGCGCUUCGCAAGCCUACCAACGGGAACAUGAUUUGGGAAACGUCAAAUGCUGUUCAGAGGGACUUUCAGAAGCAGCGGAUGAAAAUGCUGGCUCAUGGUUACGGCAACAGAGGAACGAUUGCGUCUAAAUCCCAGGUGAACGUCACAAAUGAGGGUCCUCCACGCAUGGCAGCGGUGGCACCUUUCAGAUACGGGCUGCAGGUUGGAGAGGACACUGAAGCUUCUCUUGAGGAUCUGAGCGAUUGUUCCUCAGACUCUGUGGAAGUGUGCUGUGAGGAUUUCGAUCCCGAGUCUCAAAGGAAACGGACGGUUCAGAAUGUCCUGGACCUCAGACAGAACCUGGAGGAAACCAUGUCCAGCCUGCGAGGGACUCAGCUCAGCCAGAGUUGUCUGGACAGCAGCGUCUGCUACGACAGCGAUGAAACCAACGCUCGUAGUAUCUCCAGCCUCUCCAACCGCUCCUCUCCUCUCUCCUGGCGCCACGGACAGUCCAGUCCUCGUCUGCAAGCAGGCGAUGCUCCUUCCUCAACGGGCAGCAGCUAUGUGUUGGGCAGCAAGGCCUCAUCUCAGUACACCUCUCACACCAUGCCUGCCCGCUGCUCCAGCCGCCUCAGCCACACGUCACGCAGCGACUUCAUCGAAGGCCUGGACCCCGGAGACAGAGACCUCAAGUCUGGUUACCUGAGUGAUUCUGAUGUACUCUGCAAGAGCCUUAAUGACGACGACGAUGAAGACAAUCUGGCCAAUGGCUGGGACGAGAGCAGCUCCAUCAGCAGCGGUCUGAGUGAUGCUUCUGAUAACCUGAGCUCAGAGGAACUCAACGCCAGCUCGUCUCUCAACUCCCUCCCCACCACACCUGUGGGCUCGCGACGCAACUCCUCCGUCAUGUUGCGGACGGAUGCAGAGAAGCGUUCUCUGGUGGAGAGUGGACUGGCGUGGUACAGCGAGGACAGCAAGUCCUUACGGAAAGCUGAUGGUGUUUAUGACACAGGCAGCCUAAAGUCAGAGCCUUCCAGCAAGUGGAGGAAAACUCGGCUGCCGGAUGGUUCUGCGCAGGACAAGACGGGGAAAGGAGAACUGAAGAAACCUCAGAGUCUAGAACAACCUGGGAGCUUCAAAAAGGGCCGCAAUACACCUGUGGGCGUCACCUCUCCCAUCACACACACUUCACAAAGUGUGCUAAAAGUUGCAGUUUCUAAAGGAGACACUAAGGCAGUUGACAAGGUGAAAAUGUCUGUCAAGGCAACGGGUCUCCAGCGUUCACGCUCCGAUGCGGGCCGGGACAACGAGCACCGCAAGCCUCCCUCAGGUCUGGUCAAACCCUCCGCCGGAGCCUCCUUUGGUUACAGGAAACCUCCGACCACCGGAACCGCCACCGUCCUGACAGCAGGAGGCGCCACUAUCACCAGCGGCUCGGCCACUGUGGGCAAGACCCCCAAGACCUCUGGCAUCCCCAUCAAACCCGUCCCAGGUGCAGGCGGACGCAAAAACAGCCUGGACGCCAGCGGCUCCGAACAGGGGUUCCUGGCGCCCAACGCUCGCGGGAGCAUUCAGUACCGCAGUCUGCCACGGCCUGCCAAAUCCAGCGCUAUGAGCUUGACCUCUCGCCCUGUCAGCGGCAGCAUCGACGCCAGUCUCCUCACCCUCAAACCCGUACCUCCUCUGCCCAACACCAUGCCCACCAGAGGAAAAGAUGGAGGCGGCUUAAAAGCGGCUAGUCGCCCGAGCACCACUGGACCCGUCAACCAAACGGACCGAGAGAAGGAGAAGGAGAGGGCCAAGGCCAAAGCCGACCUGGAGAUCAGCUGUCUGAAGGCCGAGAACCAGACUGACAGCUGUGCAGAGACUGUGGAGAAGAUCCGCCGAGGGAGGAGGACCAGCACCAGUAAAUACCAAGAACUUAGCUCUCCGACCAGCACGCCAAGGUUGUUGAGCAGUAAGUCUCUAGUUCAUCCUCCCAGUCUGGCUCACCUAGACAAGCUCAACUCUAACAGUCUGGACUCCUGUAUCACCAUCCAUGACCUUCCUCCAAAGAUCCCUCCCUACUCCAAGCUGCAGGACCUGGCGGGCUCCCGCGUUUCCCCUCGACUCACCCCGAGCCCCGCACCGGUGCUCCACAUCGACUCUCCCAGCUGUUUCUCAGGCCAGACGCUGUCGGUCAGCAGCUCCCCCAUCCUCUACCCCAAAAUGUCUGGCCUGCACCGCAGCAUGGAGUCGCUGCCGCUUCACAUGAGCGUCCCCACCAAACCGGAUCUGGGAGAGCGGGAUGAAGCCAGGAGCACUGGGACGUGGGGCGCAGGGAGCCGGACGUCCAUCACUUUGGGCGACAGUUUACAAUCUGAUAGGAACACCUUUCCCAAGAAAGGAUUAAGUCGCUAUGGCAGUGGCCAAUCAGAGGGAGAAGUGAGGGAACGCCGUCAUUCCCACACGAUCACGAGCAUGACGGAUUCGGAGAGCCCACCACAGCUGCCCUCGCCGACACACGUGACACAGACCUUCCUGGGAAAAACACCACCGACCAACGUGGUGGCACCAAUCCCAAGUUCAGGCGCCGGUUCCCAGAUCACGCGCUCCAACAGCAUCCCGGCGAAUGACAUGGGCUACGAGCUUUACGGCACAUCUCCUCUGGGCAGCUCUCUGUCUCUGGCCGACCGACCAAAGAGCAUGAUGAGAUCCGGAUCCUUCAGAGAGCCUAGUGAAGACGUUCAUGGAUCUGUGCUGUCUCUGGCCUCGAAUGCCUCAUCCAACUAUUCGUCGACUGAAGAGAGAAUGCAAGGAGAGCAAAUCCGGUUACUGAGGCGUGAGCUGGAGUCAUCUCAGGAUAAAGUGACCAAUCUGACCAGCCAACUCUCAGCAAAUGCGAACCUGGUGGCAGCGUUUGAGCAGAGUCUGGCCCUCAUGACGGCGCGACUGCAGAGUCUGUCAGUCACUUCUGAGCAGAAGGAUUCCGAGCUACAGGACCUGAGGGAAACCAUAGAAGUCUUAAAGGUCAAGAACACAGAAGCCCAGUCCAUCAUUCAAGGGGCCCUCAAUGUUCCCGAAACCACACCCAAAGAGCUGCAGAUCGACCGUCAGAACUCGUCAGAGAGCAUCUCCAGUCUGAACAGCAUCACCAGUCACUCCAGCGCCGGCAGCCUGAAGGAACAGGAGGCCAAGAAGAAGAAGAAGAAGAGCUGGCUAAGGAGCUCCUUCAACAAGGCUUUCAGUAAAAAGGGAUCCAAAGCACCAUACGCAGAUAUAGAGGAGAUUGCAACGCCAGUCACAUCCACCCCAUCUUCACCCAAAAUCCAACAUAACGUGGAUAAUGCCUCUGCAACGGCCUCAACUUCAACAUCGGGAUCGUGCGAGGGCCCUGAGGACACUGAGCAUGAAGAGAAAGUGGUGUCAGAGUUACGCUCAGAACUGUGGGAGAAGGAGCGCAAGCUGACGGACAUCCGCCUGGAGGCGCUGAGCUCCGCCCAUCAGCUGGAGCAGCUGCAGGAGGCCAUGACCAACAUGCAGAUGACGGUGGAGAACCUGAAGGCGGAGAAUGACCAGCUGAAGACGUGUGGCCCCUCCUCCAGACCGCCAAGCUCCACCUCCCAGUCCUCCGGGCUCGGUUCAUUGGGCAUCUCAUCACCACGGCAAUCUGUGUCAUCUUUCGGCAAAACCGGCAUGGGACAAAAUGAGCCUUACCCAGAUGUCUUUCAAAGCCCCACCACGACUUUGCAGAAGGACGAAAAUCUUGUCAGAGUGUUGGUUCGCAUACCCCAUCAGCACCUAUUCAAAGACGAGGUGAAACAGCUGGAGUUUUUCAUUGGCACGGUUAAAGUCAGCGGACGGACGGACUGGUUUUCACUGGACUCUGCAGUUAUCCAGGCUUUUAAAGAGUAUUUAGCGGUGGUGGACCCCGGCUCCAGUCUGGCUCUCUCUCAGGACUCCAUCUACAGCUACAGCCUGAGCCAUCUGAAGAGGGUUCUGGGAGCGCAGCCGCCCGAGACGCCUCCUGUGCGCCUCUCUAGAGGCUCUUCCUGCAUCAGCGUGACUCUGAAAGGACUGAAGGAGAAGUGUGUGGAUGUUCUGGUGUUUGAGACGCUCAUCCCCAAGCCCAUGAUGCAGCAUUACAUCAGUCUGCUGCUAAAGCACCGGCGCUUGAUCUUAUCAGGCCCCAGUGGCACAGGGAAGACCUACCUCAGCAGCCGGCUCGCCGAAUACCUGGUGGAGCGCAGUGCUCGAGAGGUUACACCCGCCAUCACCACCACCUUCAACAUGCACCGCCAGUCCUGCAAGGACCUUCAGCUCUAUCUGGCCAAUCUGGCCAAUCAGAUCGAUCGGGAGAGCAGCACAGCUGAGAUCCCAUUGGUUGUCAUCUUGGACGAUGUGCAUGAUGCAGCAUCCCUCAGUGAACUUGUUAAUGGUGCUUUAACCUGUAAAUAUCAUAAAUGUCCAUAUAUAAUAGGAACAACCAAUCAGCCAGUGAAGAUGACCCCAAACCAUGGCUUACACCUCAGCUUCAGGAUGGUGAUGUUUUCCAAUAACGUCGAGCCAGCAAACGGGUUCCUAGUACGUUACCUGCACAGGAAGCUAAUGGAGGCUGAAGAUCCCAGGAGCGUGAAGAAUGAAGAUCUGCUGCGGGUGCUGGACUGGGUGCCCAGACUCUGGUACCACCUCCACACCUUCCUGGAGAAACACUGCACCUCGGAUUUCCUCAUUGGUCCCUGCUUCUUCUUGUCCUGUCCAGUAACAGUAGAGGAAUUCCGCACAUGGUUUAUCGAUCUCUGGAAUCACUCAAUCAUCCCGUACCUGCAGGAAGGAGCCAAAGAUGGCAUUAAAGUUCACGGGCAGAAGUCGGUGUGGGAGGAUCCGGUGGAGUGGGUCAGAGGAUCUCUGCCCUGGCCGUCUGCUCAGCAAGACCAGGCCAAACUCUUCCACCUGCCUCCCCCGAGCACAGGCCCCGGCAGCCCCAGCCAGCCAGGAGACGAUCGGCCACAUAAGGAGACGCCACCCAGCUCCGUCGAGUCAGAUCCACUGAUGGCUAUGCUGCUGAAACUACAAGAGGCUGCCAAUUACAUCGAGUCACCAGAGAAAGAAUCAGAUCCAAAACUCCCUCCUCUCUGAACAUCUCCUCCAUCUCUCCUGCUGUCCAUGUCCAGGUCCAGCUGCCCCGCACCUGCAGAUGACACUGUACUGUUACUAUAAAUGCUGUGGGUGCAUUUCACCCACUCUUUUAUUAUAUUAUUCAUCCAACCUUUUUUAUUUCAGUGGAAUGUCCCUUACAGAAAAGCACUGUGGUGGUACCAUGGUUCAGUGAUGCUAUCAGAUGGUAAUACCGUGGUACUUUCUCAUACGGGUAGUUGACUUGUUCUGCAGUAUGACAUGCUGUAC